AUGUAUCUCAGCUUGUUUACAUGCUUGCUCUGUCCGUCCGAUAUCAUCUUCUCCAGUGCUUUGCGCUUUGCGCUUUUCUUGCCACAAGUCCUUGACAAGGAGACUCUGCUGCACCUCAAAGCCAUCUACAGUCCCACAUUCUUGUCUCACCUUCCGGUGUCCGCAAGGGAGAGUCUUGUAGGUCAUAUGACCAUUGAAAACGGGUUCGGUUUGACUGAGGAGGAAUCCAAUCUGACCAAAGAUAUGAGUUCUUCAACCACCAUGCAUGUGAAGGACACAGAAGCAGAUGACCUCCUCACAUUCCCCUCCGCAUUUCAGCCUCGCCACCAGUUAUCUACUAGCUCUUCAUGCUUGAACCUGCAGCUCAAUGAUGGCAACGAGGAGGAGGAGGAGGAGGAAGGCACCAACAGUUUAGAACUUGAGAAUAGCACCUUCUGGAAGUUUGUUGAUGUCAUUGUGGUCAAGUUGCACGAAGACUGUUGUCAGUGUGCCGGCAAUGAUGACAACAGUUACAAGAGGGAGCUUCAGCAGGCAUUCUUUAACAUCUACUACCUCAACCUCACUGAAUACCUGGAUGUAGAACUCUUCUUCCAGAAUCAGAACGCCUGUGCCCUUGACAGCCGCCUGAUGAUCAUCAACAAGAGCCUUGCCUCCUAG
This is a messenger RNA of Coniophora puteana RWD-64-598 SS2, 657 nucleotides long. RefSeq lists its product as uncharacterized. The coding region runs from base 1 to 657 and encodes 218 amino acids. The record is from RefSeq and is a predicted model, not a curated record. NCBI's taxonomy places the organism in Eukaryota, Fungi, Basidiomycota, Agaricomycetes, Boletales, Coniophoraceae. The transcript has 2 exons.